CCCCCACCCCCUCCUAGACGAUGCUUCUUCGGCCCAGCUACGCGACCACCUCCACUGCCAUCCCCAGUUAGGCCCACUGUCUUCCUCUCUAGCUGAGCAGAGGAGCGGCGACCAGCAGCUCUCGAAGAGGGAGAUCGGGAUCGAGAUCUGGAGUGAUCGAGAGUGAUUGGGGGAAGGCUAACAGCCAAGAGCACCGAGCGUCCAGUGUCGAACGGGGAUCCCAACGACAGUCUAGGACGAUCUCGAGUCUGGCCAUGGCGCCGCCGAUACUCGUGUCGUCCCUUCGAAUUCGCAAAUUGAUCAUCGCGAGCAUCAUCCUGAUUACGGUACCUUCGGGGCACUCUGACCUCAGCACCAGAUCCACUCUCACCCCUGGCAUCGGUGCGAACGACCCUCUUCACGACAACGUUUCGCAAGACGAUGAGGCACGGAAGAACGAUUAUCGCAGCACAGAAUCUUCGAAUUAUGUCGGCAGACAUUCAUCGACAUUGAACGACGAUAACACGAACUUUAUAGCGUACAAGGAUACGAAAUGGAAAAACUGCUAUUUGGAAAAAAUGCAAAAGACAUCCCAUCAGCUGGCUGAAACCUCGAAAGGUCCACAGAAAUCGCACUCAUCCGGUCCGAGAACAUUAUACGGCUCGAUUAAUUCGCUUACAAAACUAGAGGCCUGGCGACUGGCUGGCGGUAAAAUCGUUGAUUUUUGUAGUGGUAUGACGAUAUCGCUACUCGAAGAAACAAGACCCGUGCCGAACUGGACCGAUGACCCAUUCUAUAACGAACUCCCUGAAGACGAAAAUGACAUUAUUCAGAUACGCGCAAUGGAAAGUUUACUGACACCGUUGCUUGAACGCAUCAAAAGGAAAACGCUUCUCGAGAAUCGCAAAGCUCUUGACUCGAAGGGACAGGAGAAGUGGGGGAUGUCGCAAGGACAACGGCGCACCCGACGACAAGCACCGCCCAGUCCUUAUCAAGGCCGAUUCCGCGGGCAGACGCAGUCGCAGUAUUUGAAUGUCGACGGAGACAGCCAAAAGGCAGGCCGAGCCGAGGCGGAAGCCACCCACGAGUCUUCGCACGCCAUUGUCAGCGGAAACAGUGGAAUGGGCCAGGCGCAGAGCAUGUCGGCUGGUGGACUUGGGUGCGAGGGAUGCCCGCUGGCUUCUCGCGGAGGAGAAGCUCUUUAUCCUGGCGCUGCUAUUCAAUCCAGCACGAAAGACCUAAUUCCAAAGGGCGGUGGGUACGUGACCACAGGUCCAUCGUUCACUCAAGUAGGAAGCCAAGGAUACCCGGGACUAGUCGGUCCGUCUCCAGACCUUGGGACGCGUCCUUUCACUCAGACACUCGAACCCAGGAAGUCAUGGAAUUCUCCAGGCGAUACACGGUUCUCAACGUCCACGUCUGGUGUCAGUGGCACCCCUGGAUCCGGCUCGGGAACGGGAUCCGGAACUGGAACUGGGUCGGGAAUUGAAUCGGAUUUAUAUCCCCAUUCUUCAGGCGGAAAGGUACCUUUCCCUUAUUUGUAUCGUACUCCUGGCAAUAAUGGUAUUCAACCAUCUGGGGGAAACAUUCCUGGAGCGGGGCUCUAUCCUGAUACGAGCCUAGUUGGCAGAGGUCAACCUGGUAGUGACAGCAUCAACGGGAGUCCUAUCCCAGGUUCGGUUCCUUCGCAAACCUUUUAUCCCAGCUCACCGGGCAAAGACACGACAGGUCCUAACAUAUCUGGACCUGUCCAGGGUGGUACAACAAACCUACCCGGAGCAGUCUCUGCCACUCGUACAGGCCCAGAGAUUAAAGGCACGUCCGCCGGUAUAGACCCUCAUGGAACUCCUCCCGAGUCACAGUUUUAUCCUGGUUCGUCAGGAGAUAAUACAAAUUCUGGCGGAUCUUAUCCAGCUAGAAUUCCUUCCGCAUCGGGUCCAGGAGAAUCAACAUUUUACCCUGGCACUCAAGGAGGAACGAGAGUCUCCGGCAAUGUCUAUCCCGCAUAUUAUCCAGGUGGCACACUGAGUCCUUCUGAACGACAUUUCGAUGGCAGACUUCAUGGUACAAAUGUUGACGUCCAGAACAAUCGUAACGCCGGCGUCUAUCCUGGUAUAUCAAAUGAGGGCCCAGGACAUACGUAUGGUAACGCACCUUAUUGGAGUCCUGAAGGCCGGGGAUCAUAUCCUGGUUCAUCAUACGACUCCACCUCAGGAAGAGACGUCUAUAGUGGGCAACCUCCACCGUUUUCAGGGCCGUCUGUAUCUUCAAAAUCUUAUCCUAUUAAUAAAUACGGAGGGCCAGUCACUGGUAGUAAAAUAUAUACUGGUGUUGGCAAUGACGGCGCGGACAGGGGUCCAGUCUAUCCAGGCCAUAGUGUCCCUGCAGAGUAUACAAGGAUAAGCGGUUACCCCGGCGAUGUUAACAGUCAAACACCACUUACGACACAAGGAAAACCGGCAAUAAGUGCAACAAGGGAAACGGAUCGAGUAGAGGGAACCGGAGGAACGGCAGAAAUCAGCGAUGGAAGAAUGGACGGAACUAGGUUGUAUGGGCCGUCCUUAGAUGAAAUUGCCCCAACAAGAUUUCCAUAUUCGCAUUCGCCAGCGAAACAGGGCCCAAUGUACUUUGGAGAAUCUGGUGGAGCUGGAUCAGAUGGCGCCGGUGUUGCAACUCCCGGAGCAGUGGGAAUAACGAGUCACGAAGGAACUGCAGGAGGAAGAAUAUUCUAUCCCGGGCCACAAAGCGGAGUUAGUAUUCCAACUGAAGGCCGCAGUGCAGUCUUAUAUCCAGAUGGUACAAUGCCUGGAAUCGGCCAACCAGGUUUGAUACCUCAAGGAAGAUACGAUGGACAUGACUCCCGAGGGACUUUCGACGGAGAUCGAUACUAUAACCGGCCAUCGAGCUCUUGGCCAGUUUAUCCACAUGCCAAUGUAGAUCCUAACAAUGGUGCCACUAGUAUAUUUGGAGGUUCUCAAAACUACCCAGUCAACGUCCAGGAGUAUCCAACUAAUGUGCCUGGCAUCGGAGGAAGAGGCGGACCAAUGGGAGUAGGACAACAAUAUCCUAACGGCGUUGGAGUUGGUCCUGGUGGCGUCAGGCCGCUCGAUACUACAGGAGUGGCCGAUAACAGAUAUCGCGACAGAAACGCUAGUGGUUUACCUCCUUCAGGAUUACAACCGAAUCAGCCGAGCAUUUACUAUUCAGGAUCAGUAGGAAGUAAUCGGGCAACUGGAUUACCUGAUUCACCUAGUAUUUACGGUCUUGUUCCAGAAGGUGGAUAUGGAACUAACGGUGGUCCUGGAUCUAUUGGAGAUGUUGGUGGUACUGGUGGCGCUACUGAUAUUAGUGCCGAUGGUAAAACUCUGGGGGCAGGCUCGAACGUAGAAGCGGAUGCAAAUGCGGAUUCGCAUGCGUCAAGUUCGGUAAAACAAGGAGAAAAAGGUGGAACUCAAGCAAGUGCAUCGGCCCAAGGAACUUACGGAGGAGGAACAGCACAAUCGCAAGUGAGCGGAACUUACAGCGGCAGUGGCUCAUUCUCUGCUCAAGCUGGAACAAGUGACGCAAGCAAAAGCGCCCAGAGUCAAGUGAACGGCGGCAAGGAGGGGGCGGCAAGUAACGCUCAGGGCGUCGGUGGCCGCGGCAAGAGUCAGAGUCAAGUCCAGUUGGACUCUGAGAGUGGUGCGACCUCCACAGGGGCGCAGAGUAACGGCUGGAAUCAUGGCACUAACAGUCAGGUGCAAGCGAGCUCAAAAGGCGGAAUGGCGGAUGCCCAGGCAAACGGCGAGGGCAGCACUUCCAGUCAAGCACAGAUUGGAUUCCAACCAUAUCUUAAUCGCAACUCGAAUUUUAACGACGGGCAUGAGAAACACGGGCAGGAGAGACCAUUCCGCGGCGGUGGUACCGCUUCAGCCCAAAGUGGCACUUAUAGAGGUCAAUCCCAAUCCCAAAUACAAGGAUCUUUCCUGUACGGGAUCAGCUAUACAGGAGCAGCGCAAGCCGGAUCUGGAUCUGGUGCUGCUGCUUCUCGAAAACCCUUCAACUUUUCGACAACGGAUCAACCUCUUUUCAAGAAAUUCGAAUCCUACGAUGCUCUCUCCGCAUCAGCACCCGAGAGAAAUUCUUCUCCGAGGGACGAUGAUCUAAACGUUAAUUACAAAUUCGAAGAUAUUCCAAUCGUCAUGCAACAGGAAACUCAAAAUCAAUCAGUAAGUAAUACCAAACUCUUCUCUGAACGUGGUGGACCGGAUACUGACGCCCUUCAAACGUCGAGCUCACAACGAAAGACUGUUACGGUUCCGCUAACGACGGAAAAGCAAGAGAAGUCCACCGUGUUGCCGAGUAGCAGUAUAGACGCUGCGUACGAGGCCGGAAACAUGACUGAUGAUUACGAAUACGAGGAUGAGGAGGAUUACGACUCAUCUGCGACGCCAAACGCUCCUCGAGAAGAAUCGCCGCCCACUGUUCAACAUCAUGAUCUAAUCCCGUCAAAUAUACGGAACGUUGACGGCGACAAGUUCGACUAUGACGCAAAACACGAGGCUAACAGCAAUGACCAGCUAGCUCGAAACGAAAAACUAAACGGCAGCAAAGAGUCAACGAAUCAUCGUUAUAGCAUUCACGUGCCCCAAGAUCCACUUACAGCGAUACCACGCGCAGGUGACGUACUAGAGUCUGGGCAAUCAUUGCCAGGAUACACGGUGCCACCAGGAUUCCGUGGACGUAUCGCUUCGCUUCCCGAGCCUGCCAAAGCUUCUGAUACGCACAACUCUCACAGUCGACCUGCCUUGAAUCCUAGCGAGUCGCAUGGUAUACACGACGCAAGUCCCGCUUUACAAACAAGAUCAUCGCACACCCACCGUUACCGUGAGCGUAACCCCACAACUCAACGAAAAUACUUUUCCCACCCAUCCGGAUUCGGCGAGAAUCGAAUGCAGCGACAACCCUCACAUUCUGUACCCAACACCUACCUAAGAGCGAAUUUUGCGUCAAACCCCAAUUCCGAUGCGGAUCUCGAUACUGGUCCGUCUUACGGUCGACCUCCAAGACCAAAUUAUUACACGGUGACGAACAGUGUCGCUGGCAAGAUGGACGAUAGUAACGGCAGCAGAAAUGCAGGACGAAAGUACGAGCAUCGUUAUUAUACGAAGAGCUCGACUUGCGGAUAUUUUACCUUCUCCUGCAACAUUGUCCACGGUUCAAAUGGUCGAACCAAGAUCUGUAAGCCUAAAGUACCGACUAAUCCUGACGGCAGCCCCAUGAAGUGUUGAAGUCAACGUCAUUUAAUAACAGCCGACCUUCUAACUGAACCUUUAUUACCAUUGCUAUAUAAUUAUUAAUUGCUUUUCGACGCUAAUAUAUCGCACAUCUACUUAGUAUUUAUAACUUCUUUCUCAAUUCAUUAUCAAUAAAAUUGAAAUUAACAAACUCACUCGGUCGUUCCGAUGAGCAAUGUCACUAGUUCCUUGCUGGGCACAGAUACUAUUUAUUGACCAUGAAAAAAAAAAAGUUAUCAUGGCUCGAUACCACUGAUGUCUAUUUAAAAAAAAAAAGGUACUGUUUCAUCUACGU
Cephus cinctus (wheat stem sawfly) is the source of this 5550-nucleotide messenger RNA. RefSeq lists its product as uncharacterized. The transcript is spliced from 5 exons. The record is from RefSeq and is a predicted model, not a curated record. NCBI's taxonomy places the organism in Eukaryota, Metazoa, Arthropoda, Insecta, Hymenoptera, Cephidae. Bases 255 to 5249 code for a protein of 1664 amino acids.